Cuscuta campestris is the source of this 1654-nucleotide messenger RNA. The record is from the annotation of a GenBank genome assembly. Lineage: Eukaryota; Viridiplantae; Streptophyta; Magnoliopsida; Solanales; Convolvulaceae.
GAACCAAAGCUGAGAGAGAGAGAGAGAGGCAUUUUUGAUGGUCGGGUACGCGGGGCGGCGGGGCGCUCAUACUUUCCUCACUUUUCAAAAAAGCAGCGGAGAAUCCGAGUCUCUGUCGCUCCCCCACAUAUUCUGGCAACCUUCCGCCAUCUCUCUCUCUUUGACAGAUACCAUUCAAACAAACACAGAAGCAAAAGAAAGGGGUUUCGCUAGAACCGCAGCUCUUCUUCAAUCUGUAUCUCUUUUCUUCAGUAGGUUGUGACCAUGACGAGGGUAAUCCGUGAUUUUGGCAAUACCAUGCAACAAGAUGCGGCUUGGCCUGUUUCAGCUGAUGUAGUUUUCCAUUCGAGCCGUUUUCCAAAUUACAAAAUUGGGGUUAAUAAUCAGACAUCCGAGUUGACAGAGGACCCUAAAGUAGUCUCAAUGAAGGAGAUGGUUGCUCGAGAGACCACUCAGUUGCUUGAUCAUGAAAAACGACUCUCAGUUCGCGAUCUAGCCAGCAAGUUUGAGAAGGGUCUGGCUGCUGCUGCGAAAUUGUCUGACGAGGCCAGACUUAAAGGAGCAGCUUCACUUGAGAAACAUGUGCUUUUAAAGAAGCUCAGAGAUGCACUUGAAGCUUUGGGAGGGCGUGUGGCUGGUAGAAACAAGGAUGAUGUUGAGGAAGCUAUUUCAAUGGUUGAAGCUUUGGCGGUCCAAUUAACUGAGAGAGAAGGAGAAUUGAUCCAAGAAAAGGCUGAAGUUAAAAAGCUUACAAGUUUUCUUAAGCAGGCUUCAGAAGAUGCAAAGAAACUUUUAGAUGAAGAAAGAGCUUUUGCUAGGGCUGAAAUUGAAAACGCAAGAGCUGCUGUUCAGAGGGUUGAAGAAGCUCUUCAAGAGUUCGAAGAAAUGGCUCGAGCAUCGGGAAAGCAGGAUUUGGAUGAAUUGAUGAAGGAAGUUCAAGAAGCUAGGCGUAUCAAAAUGCUGCAUCAGCCAAGCAAGGUGAUGGAUAUGGAGCACGAGCUUCGAGCAUUGAGAGCUCAGUUCGAAGAGAAGUCGAAGUACUCAAUAAAGCUUCAGAAGGAGUUGGCACUGAGAAAGAGUGGUGAUGGCACCACACAAAAUUCGUAUGAAAUAGAUGGCACUGAAGCAUUGGGUUCUUUUUUAAAAAUUCUGCCAUGUUCAAGUGAUGCCCUAGAUAUUUCAAAAUUUUCAAUUCAGUGGCAUCGUUUAGCAUGCGAAGGUGGAAAAAAAGAACCCAUUUCAGGUAUCUGAGCUUAAGUAUUCUCAUCCACUUGAAAAAAUCAUGUCCUGCUUAAGUGCUUAUGUAUCUUCUUGCGGAUCUAGGUUCACCAGUUGCCUUUCUCAUUUAUUCUCGUGUAUUUUCUUUAUUAAACAUGAAAAUGGCCUGAGUUGAUCUACCUGAUAUUUUUUUUAUAGACAUAUGAAAUAUGACCAUAAAUCAAAAUUUCACCAUUUUUGGCUUUGGGGUGUGAUGGAAUAAAUCAAAAUGGAUCUCUAAACUAUCUGCGCUUCUUUAAUUAAUGAAGUAGCAGUUAGUCAAACACUGCAACUUUCGAUGUUGAGCCGGGGGUCUCUUUGGAAACAGCCUCUCUACUUUCGAGUAGGGGCAAGGUCUGCGUACACACACCCUCCCCAGACCCUACUCUUGUGGGAU